GUUCAAUUUAAUCGUGUGUAUUUGUGAACAAUUUAGCGAAAAGUUUUUGAUGAAUUGAUCAUUCUCAUUGGAUUAAAGGAUUCAAUCUUGAUCCAUUGAUUAUCUCAACCAAAGGGAACCAGUUUACAGGAUUAAAAGUCCACAGGGAAGGAAAAGUGAUCUUUGUGUCGAUUAGAAUCAACAAUUAACUACUAUGACCUUUUUUACCAGAUUAUUAUCUUACCUUGGACUCAGAAAGAAAGAGGUUAAUAUUUUGGUCGUUGGAUUGGAUAAUAGUGGAAAGACAACAAUUUUAAACAAUUUCAAGAAAGAUGAAGAUAAAAGUCAAGAAAUUGUCGCAACCAUUGGAUUUAAUGUUGAAAGUUUUUCGGUUAACAAUUUAACCUUUUCCGCUUUCGAUAUGUCAGGUCAAGGUCGUUAUCGAAACCUUUGGGAACAUUAUUUUAAAGGGGUUCAUGCGAUUGUUUUUGUCAUUGAUUCAUCGGAUUCACUUCGAUUGGUGGUCGCUAAAGAUGAACUUGACCUGAUGUUGAAACACGAUGAGAUCUCAUCGAAACCUCAUCUUCCGAUUCUCAUUUUCGCCAAUAAAAUGGACCUUAGGGAUGCUCUUUCCUCCGUUCGAAUAUCUCAAGCUCUUGGACUCGAAUCACUUCAAGAACGAUCUUGGCACAUUCAGGCUUCGAAUGCGCUUACUGGGCAAGGAUUACAAGAGGGAAUCCAAUGGUUAACAGAACAAUUAAUCAACCAAAAGAAAUGAAUUUUCAAUUUACAUUCUAUUGUUUCCACUUUAAAUCUUCUACCAAACAAUUAAUUUGAUUGUCUUUUUCGCUUUAAAAAGCCAUUCAACAUAUCAAAACAAUCAACUGCUUAAUCUUAAUUUCCUUCAAGCUCAACUUUUAAUUGAUGAUGAUGAGCUUAAUUUAAUUUCCCUCAUUAACUGCUUUGCAACUCACUUAUUUUACCCAAUUUUCCUUUGGCUCAUCAUGAAUAAUAUAAAAAAAUAAAUGUAAAUCACAUUUAAUUGAUAAACAAUUAAGAAAUCAAAACCAAUCAAAAUUUAAACUGAACGAUAAAAACUACAAAAGACCAAAUAACUGACUCACUAAAUUUGUCAAUCUCUCUCAGCUAUUCAUUUCCAUAAAAUUCCUAAUCCAAAGAAACAUAAUUGAUCAUCAAACUACUCAAUUAAAUUCACUAACAAUUUAAUCUCAUGGAAGAAAAUUUUGAUUCGAUAAUUUCUGCCACCAGAUGACAGUCAAGUCGACAGUCAAAGUCUGUUUACUUUUUUACUUGACAAGAUUUUGUUUAUGUUUCCUUAAUUGUGUCUUGACUGUUGAUUGUUUUUCUAAUUAGUUUAAUUGGAUUUUUAGAUUUUCUUAUUGAAUCCUGAAUGAAUGAAAGUUUGUGGUUCUUUCGUUUUUGUGGAACUUAAUCAUUCUUAUAUGUGGUUAGAAUAAAAAACAGUUCGGGGAUCCCCCUUGUUUUUUUUUCUAAAAA
Molecule: messenger RNA, 1497 nt
Organism: Panonychus citri (citrus red mite)
Lineage: Eukaryota; Metazoa; Arthropoda; Arachnida; Trombidiformes; Tetranychidae
Product: ADP-ribosylation factor-like protein 6
Exons: 1
Coding region: 194-757 (187 amino acids)
Biological process (GO): cilium assembly; intracellular protein transport; vesicle-mediated transport
Cellular component (GO): cytoplasm; axoneme
Molecular function (GO): GTP binding; GTPase activity
Source: RefSeq, a predicted model, not a curated record